AUGUCGAAUGGUCAAUAUUCUCCGCCCAACAUAAAAGUGUUUAAAAAUCAUGUUUGUGACGAGGAUCCCACAAUCUCAGUUUGUGACAAGGAUCCCACAAUCUCAGUUUGUGACAAGGAUCCCACAAUCUCAGUUUGUGACAAGGAUCCCACAAUCUCAGUUUGUGACAAGGUUCCCACAAUCUCAGUUUGUGACGAGGAUCCCACAAUCUCAGUUUGUGACAAGGAUCCCACAAUCUCAGUUUGUGACAAGGAUCCCACAAUCUCAAUUUGUGACAAGGAUCCCAUAAUCUCAAUUUGUGACAAGGAUCCCAUAAUCUCAUUUUAUGACAAGGAUCCCACAAUCUGUGACAAUGAUCCCACUAUUUCAGAUUGUGACAAGGAUCCCACAAUCUCAUUUUGUGACAACGAUCCCACAAUCGCAGUUUGUGACAAGGAUCCCACAAUCUCAGUUUGUGACAAGGAUCCCACAAUCUCAGUUUGUGACAAGGAUCCCACAAUCUCAGUUUGUGACAAGGAUCCCACAAUCUCAGUUUGUGACGAGGUUCCCACAAUCUCAGUUUGUGACGAGGAUCCCACAAUCUCAGUUUGUGACAAGGAUCCCACAAUCUCAGUUUGUGACAAGGAUCCCACAAUCUCAAUUUGUGACAAGGAUCCCAUAAUCUCAAUUUGUGACAAGGAUCCCAUAAUCUCAUUUUAUGACAAGGAUCCCACAAUCUGUGACAAGGAUCCCACUAUUUCAGAUUGUGACAAGGAUCCCACAAUCUCAUUUUGUGACAAGGAUCCCACAAUCUCAGUUUGUGACAAGGAUCCCACAAUCUCAGUUUGUGAUAAGGAUCCCACAAUCUCAAUUUGUGACAAGGAUCCCAUAAUCUCAUUUUAUGACAAGGAUCCCACAAACUGUGACAAGGAUCCCACUAUUUCAGAUAGUGACAAGGAUCCCACAAUCUCAUUUUGUGACAACGAUCCCACAAUCUCAGUUUGUGACAAGGAUCCCACAAUCUCAGUUUGUGACAAGGAUCCCACAAUCUCAAUUUGUGACAAGGAUCCCAUAAUCUCAUUUUAUGACAAGGAUCCCACAAUCUGUGACAAGGAUCCCACUAUUUCAGAUUGUGACAAGGAUCCCACAAUCUCAUUUUGUGACAACGAUCCCACAAUCUCAGUUUGUGACGAGGAUCCCACAAUCUCAGUUAGUGACAAGGAUCCCACUAUCUCAGUUUGUGACAAGGAUCCCACAAUCUCAGUGUGA
This is a messenger RNA of Physella acuta, 1248 nucleotides long. RefSeq lists its product as uncharacterized. The record is from RefSeq and is a predicted model, not a curated record. Lineage: Eukaryota; Metazoa; Mollusca; Gastropoda; Physidae.